Messenger RNA from Nematolebias whitei (Rio pearlfish), 2811 nucleotides. RefSeq names its product Na(+)/H(+) exchanger beta. Gene Ontology annotation, cellular component: membrane. Gene Ontology annotation, molecular function: sodium:proton antiporter activity. The record is from RefSeq and is a predicted model, not a curated record. The coding region runs from base 141 to 2414 and encodes 757 amino acids. The transcript has 12 exons. Gene Ontology annotation, biological process: regulation of pH; proton transmembrane transport; sodium ion transport. Lineage: Eukaryota; Metazoa; Chordata; Actinopteri; Cyprinodontiformes; Rivulidae.
UGAGGAGUUCCUCUGCCCUUCAUCAUCUCUGCGAUCUUCGUCAUGGCGUCAUUUGUGCUUAAAAGUGCGCGCGACGCUGCGUCUUCAUCUGCUCCUCUUCAUCAUUAGAGCAGGAGGUCCGGUCCGGGUCCGUCUGGAAGAUGGCUGGGCUCGGUUCGGCCCGGAGCAGACCCGCUCCCCUCUCCUCCGUCUUCAUCCUCCUGGUGCUCCUCUUCCUCCCGGGUUCUUCCUCCAGCCGGGAUGUGGUUCCACAACUCAACGAGACGUGGACAGGUCCGGUCCAGUCCACGCACGAUGAUCCGGAUCACCCGGACAACAACGGGGCCACGAACCACAGGAAGCUGUUCCCGGUUCUGGACCUGAACUACGAAUACGUCCGGAAACCGUUCGAGAUCUCCCUGUGGAUCCUGCUGGCUCUGCUCAUGAAGCUGGGUUUUCACGUCAUUCCACGAGUGUCGCACGUCGUCCCGGAGAGCUGCCUGCUGAUCUUCGUGGGCCUGCUGGUGGGCGGCGUCAUCAAAGCCAUGAAGGAGAAGGCCCCCAUCCUGGACUCGAAGCUCUUCUUCCUCUACCUGCUGCCCCCCAUCAUCCUGGACGCCGGGUACUUCCUGCCCAUCCGGCCCUUCACGGAGAACCUGGGCACCAUCCUGGUGUUCGCGGUGGUGGGGACGCUGUGGAACGCCUUCUUCAUCGGUGGGAUGAUGUUCGCCGUGUGUCAGAUCGACGGGGCCACUCAGUUCAACCAGGUGGGCCUGCUGUCCUGCCUUCUGUUCGGCUCCAUCAUCUCGGCCGUGGACCCCGUGGCGGUUCUGGCCGUGUUCGAGGAGAUCCACAUCAACGAGCUGCUGUACAUCCUGGUGUUUGGAGAAUCGCUCCUGAACGACGCCGUCACCGUGGUUCUGUACCACCUGUUCGAGGAGUUCUCCCACGCAGGAACCGUGACGGUCGGAGACGCGCUCCUCGGCGUCGUCUCCUUCUUCGUGGUUUCGCUUGGAGGCAUCAUGGUGGGCGUCGUCUAUGGCAUCUUGGGCGCCUUCACGUCCCGUUUCACGCUGCACUCCCGCGUCAUCGAGCCGCUCUUCGUCUUCCUCUACAGCUACAUGGCGUACCUGUCUGCAGAAGUCUUCCACCUGUCGGGGAUCAUGUCUCUGAUCGCCUGCGGUGUGGUCAUGAGGCCGUACGUGGAGGCCAACAUCUCCCACAAGUCCUACACCACCAUCAAGUACUUCCUGAAGAUGUGGAGCAGCGUGAGCGAGACCCUCAUCUUCAUCUUCCUCGGAGUGUCCACAGUGGAGGGACCUCACAACUGGAACUGGAUCUUUGUGGUCUUCACCCUGGUCCUCUGUCUCGUGUCCAGAGUGUUGGGAGUCGUCGGGCUCACCUUCAUCAUUAACAAGUUUCGUAUCGUGAAACUGACCAAAAAGGACCAGUUCAUCGUGGCCUACGGUGGCCUGCGAGGCGCCAUCGCCUUCUCUCUGGGGUUCCUGCUGCCCGACGACGACACGAAGCACAUGUUCCUCACCGCCAUCAUCACCGUCAUCUUCUUCACCGUGUUUGUGCAGGGGAUGACCAUCCGGCCUCUGGUGGAUCUCCUGGCGGUGAAGAGGAAGAAGGAAACCAAGCGGUCGAUCAACGAGGAGAUUCACACUCAGUUCCUGGAUCAUCUCCUGACGGGAAUCGAAGACAUCUGUGGACAUUAUGGACAUCAUCACUGGAAGGACAAGUUGAACCGCUUCAACAAGACCUACGUGAAGAAGUGGCUCAUCGCCGGCGAGCGCUCCAGCGAGCCGCAGCUCAUCUCCUUCUACAACAAGCUGGAGAGGAAGCAGGCGCUGAUGCUGGUGGAGAGCGGGAGCUCCGCCCGGCUGCCCUCCAUCGUCUCCAUGCAAAACGUUCAGCAGACGGAACCGGCCCAGCGGCGAGCGAUCCCGAGCAUCUCAAAGACCCGCGAGGAGGAGAUUCGAAAGAUCCUGCGGGCCAACCUGCAGAAGACCCGGCAGAGGCUGCGCUCGUACAGCCGGCACGACCUGUUCGACCCGUUUGAGGACGACAUGAGCGAGGUCCGGUUCAGGAGGCAGCGGGUGGAGAUGGAGAGGAGGAUGAGUCACUACCUGACGGUUCCGGCGAAGCGGCAGGAGACGACAUCUGUGAGGAAAGUCUGGUUCGAACCAGAGCACAAAGUCUUCACGUAUGACGAUGGCGAGAGCCCCGGGGGCGGAGCUGCACGGCAGAAGCCCCGCCCUCCCGACACAGUCGGCCUGCUGGACGAGGUCCCUCAGGGGACGAAUCAGAGCGCGGCGCCGCGAGGCAAAGGGGAGGAGCCAGAGAAGCUGAAGCCGUCGCGCUGCCUCAGCGACCCCGGGCCCAACGUGGAGGAGGAAGAGGAGAAGGGGGGCGACUCGUUCCUGUCGUGAUGAAGCACAACAGUUUCCUGUCGUGACGCGACUCGUUCCCGUCGUGUCCCGUCUGUCAGGGGUUCAGGGCACAUCUGUCUUCCAGCUGCUGAGUCGGCUGUUACAAACAUGAACUUGUUUAUUUAUUGUCACGGACUGAAGGUCGUUCAUUUCUCCGUGAGGAGCUGACGUGGAGCUGGUUUUCCCUCGAAGAGCAGAAAGACUCGACAGACAAACGAGUCACAGCUCCACGCCCGCUGCUCCUCAGCGUUUCCUCAGGGACUGAACGAAGCUCAUCCAACGCCGCUGCUUCCUGUCGGCCACGAGCUUCAGCGGCCGUGACUCGACUGCGAGCGUCCGUCUGCAGGCGGAGCUGAAGGAACGCUUUAAUACGUGAAAUAAAGUUCUGUGAACGCCA